ACGCACUUUAAAACUCACUCAGUCUGUCAAAACUCGCUUGCUAAGAUGGACUGGACGGGUUUCUGUGUGCUGUUGAUAUUGAUUUCAUGUGUUUGCUCAACAAAACUGCAUUAUGAUGCUCGAGUGACGGUGAAAAACGAAGGUAUAACCAGGUUUUCUUUUGAAAACCACCAUAGUGGUUUGGUUAAGCUGGUCAGCACCUCCGGUAGCAUCAUCUGGAUGGGAAGAAACGAGACCCUUUAUUCCAUCAAACCAGCACAAGACUUCAUACCCAAACUGGUAAAUGUGAGUCUCUGUGAGGAUGAAAGCGAAGAUUCAGACAAUUCAAAGUGUCCGUACAGGCUCUCUCUGCUCAGUCAGGGCGCUGAUGGAAAUCUGUUUUUUUGCGGAUCUACUUGUGAAAAUACAAAGUGCUGUAACUUGACCUCCAGUUAUUCCCUGACUGACUGCUUCAAAUUAGAAAAUUAUAAGCCAAUUAUUAAUGAGCCAUCGUUACUUGUUGAUGAUAUGCUGUACUUCACUACGUCUGAGAUGGGAUUGUACAGGGUAAACAAGGACAAAAAUUACAACAUUUGGUCUCAGUCGACUCAACUGGAGCAAAAGUACUUGAAGCUGGUCGCUGGUGAAGGCCAACACCAGGACAAAGUUUAUUCCUUCUUCGCUGAGAAACACAAAAGUAAAGAUGGCGAAUCGGACCAGUGGAUCCCUCGAGUCUCUCAGAGCUGCAAGAAUGACCGUGGCGGUCGGAAGGGUCACCUUCAGAACAGCUGGACCUCGAUGAUCUACGCCCGGCUGUUCUGUGGGAGAGGUUAUGACUUCAGUCAGCUGAUAGAUGUGGCCACGCUACAAACGGACGACGACGACGACAUCAAAAUCUAUGCGCUUUUCAGAAACUAUUGGAACAUGAGUGCUGUGUGUGUUUAUAACAUGACUGAAAUCAGCACUAUCUUCACUUCCUCUGAGUUCAACUCCAACAGCGUCCCUGCGGGUCACCGGCCCGGAGCGUGUGUCGCUGACAGUGCUGGUCUAAGCUCCGAGGUCCUGAAGGUCAUGUCGGGGCGUCCCGAGAUGAGGGAUUGGGUGAUGCCGGAGAACGGACCCCUGCUGUUUAGACACCGCCAUUACACACACAUCCAGGUGGACCGAGAGCAACACGACACGGUCCUGCUUCUGUCUCUCGAAAGUGGAGGGGUCCAUAAAGUCCUGGAAAAGCCUGUUUUUGUGAUCGCGGAGUAUCUUCCGUUUCCACACGGGACACACAUCACCGGCAUGCUUCUGGACACUUCUGAGAAGCGUCUGUUCGUGAGUUCCAGUAAUGAGGUUGUGCAGAUUGACCUGCUAGCAUGCAGUGUGUACGGAGAUGAGUGUACCGACUGCUUGUUAUCUCGAGACCCCUACUGUGGUUGGAACGGUUUGCAAUGCACAUCCACUGAAAAAGGCCGAGUUAAAGACCCGCACGAUUGCAAGAUGCCUUUAGCCGAACCAUCUAAGACCCAGUUCAGUGCCGAGACGCCAGUGGUUCGUGUCCCGGCGUCCUCCAGACACUUCCUGGUCUGCCCGAUGACAUCACAUCACGCCUCGUACCACUGGCACCGCGGGAACACGCGUGAGGAGUGUGUGCGUUCGGAUCAGGGCUGUUUGUACCUCAUCGACAGCAUGGACGCGUCUCACGAGGGGUCGUACACAUGCGUGUCUUCAGAGGACGUCUAUAACAGGACCGUCGCUCGAUACGAGCUUGGCUUGAGCCGGUCCAACGCUCGCCGGCUCACUCCUGUAGGGUUACUUCUGCUCGCGGUGAUGUCACUUCCUGUUUUAGACUUUUGAAAGUGUUAUCUGACCCUGAAGUUCCUGUCAAAUCGGGUCACCUUUAUUUCUAAAGCGCUUUAUACAAUGGAGAUAGUUUCAAAGCUGAUAAACAGGAACACAAUGAUGAUCAGUGAUGCAAGAACUCAGAACUAGAAAGACAAGUGCCAUUGUUUAGCUGAAAAAUUAUCAAUACACUGG
Molecule: messenger RNA, 2004 nt
Organism: Rhinichthys klamathensis goyatoka
Lineage: Eukaryota; Metazoa; Chordata; Actinopteri; Cypriniformes; Leuciscidae
Product: semaphorin-7A
Exons: 14
Coding region: 46-1824 (592 amino acids)
Biological process (GO): semaphorin-plexin signaling pathway; negative regulation of axon extension involved in axon guidance; axon guidance
Molecular function (GO): chemorepellent activity; integrin binding; semaphorin receptor binding
Source: RefSeq, a predicted model, not a curated record